CUUGAAAGCGGACAAAUUAAAACAACUUUGUUAUUGUAUUUUAAUAAUCUCUUUUAAAAAUAAUGAUCAAAAUAAUAGGGAAAUACCUUUGUGUGGAUAACAACUCUUUAACUUGAAAUAACCCGAAAACUAUAGCUUCCAGCUUUCCAUCACAAUCGGCUGUCCUAAUUUCUAAGUUUCCCCAUUUGGUUGCUUCAAUUAUCUAGCAAUGAUGGGUCAAUUGUGCACAGAUAAGAUUUUGUUGGAGAUUUUCAAAGAGCAAAAAACGCUAGACAAAUUUAUUGAGACCAUUUUCGGAUUUCUGGUACGCAACACGAAUUUCGGUCUAAUAGACACUUCAGAAAGAGCGCGAAUACAGCGACAUAUAUUUGAUGCAUUGUCGUUUUGGUGCCCUGAACAACAAACAUCGCCUAGGACGGAAAAUGUCACCACCGAAUGCGAAACACCUGCAACAACAGAGGCUGGAAUUGGAGCAGAAACUGGCAACGUAGGAUCGGAGUUGCAAUGGACAUAUUUAACACAAGCACGAAACGCGACUUCGGAGGGUCAUCUGGUUCUUAAUUCAGAUCACGGAAUAUUUAAUGCAGUACAAAAGAGCGAACCCAAUAUCAAGUAUCGGGCAAUCCUACCCAAAGAGCAGCAUUUAGUGUUAAGUAAUAUGCCCACAAAUUUCCCAAAAACGAAUGAUGAAAAAAUAAAAAGGAAUUCGAAACGAUUGUAUAAAUGCAGCGAAUGUUCGGACAUAUUUAUUUCGUUUCGCCAGCUGAAAGUGCACGAAGCGCUUCACACGUCUCUGACAGACAGGGUUAUCAGUAUUUGUGUUUAUUGCUGCAGCUUGUACGCCAACGCGGAAACUUUAGAAAAACAUAUUAGUGAGAGCCAUGCAAAUGGACGAUAUCUCUGUGCACCGUGUGCAAAAACAUAUAAGAGUCGUGGGCAGUUGCUUAGGCACGUGCACUCUAGUGCACACAAUGCCAAAGCACUUCUGUUCUAUUGCAGUCUAUGUCCCCGCACCGGAAACUCGCAUAUAGAGUUUCCCUCAAGGGCAGCACUACAACAACACUACCAAGAAAUGCAUUUACUUAUGCCUGCGAGCCAAGAUGAAGACGAUGUCGAAAUUGAAAUGAACGAAGAAUUUCUUGAUGAAUUUCUUCUAAAUAAUGUUAAUGAGAACUCUUUUAAUUUUUCCGAAUGCUGGGAUGCAUUAGAUUUGAAUUUGCCAGAUAUGUUGCAUUUGGCGAAUUCCGAUGAAAAUUACUCAUAUAACAAAAAUAGCAUAAUUCAAAAUAACGAAUUUACCUUCAAAUGUCCAAUAUGUUAUGAAGGCUUUUUGACCCAAAAGCUUCUAUUGCUGCAUAUUGCUUCCAAACAUGGACUGCAGGUGUUAAUUUGCAAUAAAUGUGACUCCAGUUUCAAGGAUUACACACAAUGGAUUCAUCAUAAAAGGACUCAUCGCGUUCAAUUUGAUGCAAUGCAAAAAGCUAAAGAUGAUUUGAUGAAGUGUGAGAUAUGCGACAAAAUAUUUCGAAGCAAUGCCGCACUCAACUACCAUGUAAAGACCCAUUUGCGUAAUUACUUACAAGUGCCGCAGGAAUGUCCAUACUGCAAAAGAAACUUUUACUCCGAUGUUAAUUUUAAACAACAUAUUCGUAUCGUACAUUCACUGAAUAAACGACACAAAUGUGAGCUUUGUGACAAACCGUUUGCUACGCUGGAUCAUUUAAAAAAACAUGUUUUGAGCCAACAUCAAAAUGAACGCAAACAUAUUUGCCAUGUCUGCUCCAAAUCCUUUACACAAUUGUGCCACCUUAAGCAACAUCUGGCCAUACACACUACCGGCAAGACACACCAAUGUACAAAAUGCAAACUGAAAUUUUGGCGUAAAAUCGAUCUGCAGCGGCAUAUGUUAAAAAAACAUUCAUAAGUUCCUUAAAUAAUCUAUU
Molecule: messenger RNA, 1943 nt
Organism: Anastrepha obliqua
Lineage: Eukaryota; Metazoa; Arthropoda; Insecta; Diptera; Tephritidae
Product: zinc finger protein 271-like
Exons: 4
Coding region: 209-1924 (571 amino acids)
Biological process (GO): regulation of transcription by RNA polymerase II
Molecular function (GO): DNA-binding transcription factor activity; RNA polymerase II cis-regulatory region sequence-specific DNA binding
Source: RefSeq, a predicted model, not a curated record